GGUACCAAGUUCUCCAGAUGUUAUAUGAUGUUUUGUUUGAUGUUGCCUGCUGCUGUGUUCUCAUAUGUACAUAAUCUCCUGAGGCUAUCAGAUGUAUUGUUCAAAACAAACAAAUGUUCCGGCAUGAAUAUAGUGAUGUGGGAGUUCCCAAUUCGAUUCUUAGUUGAGGUGCCCAGUCUUAUUAAGGCGUUACAUGGGUUUCCUGUGACCCUACGGGACUCAGUUGUAAGUCCUCCAAGGCGACUGCCACUGUGGAUAAAAGCUUAUGAGGGGGUUUGGUCACGCCGUCAUCAGAACCCCAGCUCUUCAGUGGCCUUCCCCAUACCUUGUUCUCCCGCGAAUCGCACAGCAGAUACAAGACGGUCGCUGAAGCUGAAGCCAGCGCCUUCAGUUAUUCUGCUUAUUGUGCGGCUGAAGGUGACGAUGGGUGGCGGAUCGUUGGGGUGCUGGAGUUGUGCGUGCAGUAUGAGCGCGGUGUGUCUGGUGUGCGGUCUGCUGCUGGCUCUGGUGUGUGUGAGUUGUCUGCCUCCACCGUGUGACAGUGAUAUCUACUGCUAUGGAGACCUGCUACAUGUUGUACAGAUGUCAAAUAUAUUCCCUGACUCUAAAACAUUUGUGGACAUGAAAAUGAAGUAUUCUAAGAAUGAGACAUGGCAGAGUUUUAGAGAACUGAUGAGCAGAACUGAUAAUAACCCAAACAGAACAGACAUUUGGAAAUUUGUGAAUGAAACUUUUGAUCCACCAGGCAGUGAAUUUGAAGACUGGGACCCUGUAGAUUGGACUAAUCAUCCCAAGUUUUUAGAUAAGAUCAAAGAUCCUGAUUUGCAGGAGUGGGCAAGACAUCUCCAUCACUUUUGGAAAAAACUCGGUAGAAAGAUGAAAGACGAAGUGCGUGAUAAUGAAGAACUGUACUCCAUCAUCUAUGUCCAGCACCCUGUGAUCGUACCAGGGGGACGUUUUCGGGAGCUCUACUACUGGGACUCGUAUUGGAUAGUUCGGGGUCUGCUGCUCUCUGAAAUGUACGGUACCGUUAGGGGCAUGCUAGAAAAUUUCCUUGGCAUGGUCAAGAAGUAUGGCUUCAUUCCAAAUGGCGGGCGUAUCUAUUACUUGAGACGAUCCCAACCACCUCUGCUGAUACCAAUGGUGAAGAGCUAUCUGGAUGCAACAAAAGACAUUGGAUUUCUGAGCAAAAACAUUGGCAGCAUGGAAGAGGAAUUUCAGUACUGGAUGAAAAAUCAUUCAGUGACAGUUGCUAAGGAUGGAAAAAGUUACAGCCUGGCUCGUUACUCUGCUCCAUCAUCUGGACCUCGGCCAGAGUCAUACAGGGAGGAUUAUGAAAAUACUCGGGUGCUCAUAACGGAAGCUGAAAGACAAGAUCGCUACACACAGCUGAAGACAGCUGCAGAGUCAGGCUGGGACUUCUCCACACGUUGGUACAUCACAAAUUCUACAGACAGAGGGGACCUGAGUAACACCAUGACACAGCACAUUGUCCCUGUAGAGCUGAAUGCCAUACUCUACUGGAAUGCCCUUCUCCUGUCAGAGUUUUUUGAUGCCCUAGACAUGCCCAACAAGACAGUUGAAUACAGACACUUGGCAGACUCGUGGCUGGAGGCAGUGGACAAUGUUCUUUGGCAUGAUGAAAUGGGGAUAUGGUUGGAUUAUGACCUAAUCAAUGGAAUAAAGCGGAAUUACUUCUACCCAACAAACCUGGCCCCUCUGUGGACUGGCUGCUUCAAGAGAAAGAAGUUACAGGUUGGCAAAAUUAUGAAGUACCUAGAGCGGUCACAGAUCAUGAUGUUCUUGGGGGGAAUUCCCACUUCAUUAGAGCACUCUGGUGAGCAGUGGGACUAUCCCAAUGCUUGGCCACCACUCCAGUAUAUUGUGAUCAUGGCUCUGGAAGCUACUGAAGACAUCUGGGCACAGAAUCUUGCCGUAGAAGUUGCAAGGCGGUGGGUUCGCUCCAACUUUAAGGCCUUCAAUGAAUCACAUGUUAUGUAUGAAAAGUACGACGCAACAUUUCCUGGUGGACAUGGCAGUGGUGGGGAAUAUGAGAACCAGAUUGGGUUUGGCUGGACAAAUGGAGUGAUACUGGAACUACUGGGCAAGUACAAUGAGCUGACAGUGGCAGAUAGCUUCUUUUCAAGUGACUCAAGGCUGCAUCAUAAGUCUGGAUCAUCUUCACUUUUGGUGCAUGUAAUGACACUCAUUGUCAUUUCUGCUGCAGUAUUUUUGCUGUGAGGUAGUUACACAUAUGACCACUUAGAAAUUUAAAAUUAGAGCAAGGUCUUAUAGUCUUUCGAAGAAGUUGUCCUAUUAUUAUUUGCAUGUGCUGCUUCAUCAGCAUGUCAGCACGUACGCAUAAGUCCUUCUGUGCAUGAUAUCUGUUCCUCAGCUUACCAAGUUGUGACAAAUUAUUUGUGUUUCAGUUAUAUCUUUAUAGUGUAUCAGGCUGUACAGAUAUCUCUGUUGUGAGGCUGACUAGCAUAACUUUUCCUGGAUUGGGAACAUUAUUAUCAUGUAUGAACAGUUAAUGAAAGUAAUAUGUGGACAUCACAUCAGCACUAUUACAUUUCUGCAGCAUUUAUAAAUAUUUUCAUGAAACUCUUCGGCUAUGAAGUUGUCGAACACGUUUUCCUGGAAGGGAGAAGGGCAAACAACUACAUAAACCAUCUCUCAUAUUGAUACUUUGCUCGGUUAAGAUAAAGCUGUUAAUAGAACUCACAAUUUCUUGGCAUUAGUGACUGUCUAUUUUUAAUCAGUGCAUGUGAUUUUGCACUUUUUAAAAGACUGGAAUAUGAUGUUAAAUAAGAACAGGAGCAGUUAGAUAACAUCAAGAGCAACAAUAAUAAUAUCUAUAGUAGCAAUAUAAAAAUAACAAUAGUUUUAGUUGUUGCUUUUGUUGUUGGUGGUGUUAUUAUUAUUAUUUGCAUUUUUUAUCUCAAAGUGAAAUUAAACGAAUGUGCAGAAUAAAAAUACAUGUUUAGAUAAGAUGUGCACAGUUACGCAAGGUGUGCAAACCUCUACUUUAAGGAUAAGUAAAGUGAUUUGUUUGUUCCAGUAGACAGCUCACUGUCUAGAGAAACCCAAUUACCUCAAAACUGAGACAUGUGAACAUGUUCAGAGUCACAAUGUGUAUAACAUAUAUGUAUUAUGAUUUUUAAAAUUGUGUAUGUUUUAAAUUAUUAUUUUAAGUUAUUUAAAUUAACUUUUGAACAUUGUAUCACUUAUUUUUAGACUUUUUCCCCUAUGCAAUAUAUAUAUUUAAUGGUGACCACUCAUAGAUUCAUGAUUCUGAUCAAUCUAAUCCACAUUAUCUAACCCUGUUACCCUAAGAUCCAUUAUCUUCCCAUUUAUGACUAGGUCUUAUAAGGAAAUGAGUUUCAAAAAUGUGUUCUUGGAAGUAUAGUUUGUAAUCUGAGUAGCUGUAAUGCUGUUAUUUAUGUGUGAAGUGACUUGGUCAUCAGUCUCAAGAACUGAUGAUAACAACAGUCUUUUCAGAUAUUAGAAAUACACUAAGCAUAUAACAUUUUUAUUUAUGAGAUUUGAGGUUGGUCUUGUGGGUUGUAACACCAUGAGGGCUUGUAUGUAGGUAUUAAAAUUUCAAUGGAAUGCGCUGCCUCUGAAACAUUGUUUCUCGCUUGCAAGUCCACAUGGCAUCACAAUCUGGAAGAUCAACAUUAGCAUAUGGUGAUUAUAUCCCCCCUCUCCCAAAAAUAAUAAAAAUCGUGCAUAAAUUUAACACUAUGAAGUACAAUUCCCAUUCGCUGUUAACUACCAUUCUGCUACUGUUGUAUUGCAGGUGAUAAACAUUGUUAAAAUUGUGAGGUUAAGAUUUUCUUAUUUUCUUUUAAGGAAUUAAAUAAAUUGUAUAUUGCUUUUUGAUUUUCUGA
Zootermopsis nevadensis is the source of this 3893-nucleotide messenger RNA. Lineage: Eukaryota; Metazoa; Arthropoda; Insecta; Blattodea; Termopsidae. The record is from RefSeq and is a predicted model, not a curated record.